Molecule: messenger RNA, 4136 nt
Organism: Cornus florida
Lineage: Eukaryota; Viridiplantae; Streptophyta; Magnoliopsida; Cornales; Cornaceae
Product: disease resistance protein RUN1-like
Exons: 7
Coding region: 447-3878 (1143 amino acids)
Biological process (GO): signal transduction; defense response
Molecular function (GO): ADP binding
Source: RefSeq, a predicted model, not a curated record
CUUUCUUAUGUCCCUAAUUUGGCGCACCGACAGCUUCCCCCACCGUAGAGAUUAUAAUUGGACUGAAUGAUCCAACUUGCAUUAAAGUUUUCCACAGCUUGCAUUAAAGUCUGCAGAUUUAACAGUUCUAUUUUUCCGAUCAAUACGGCUCACGACAAUGACAAUUUACCAUCAAGUUCCAACAAAAAAAUUCCUCAUCUGUACAAUUUUCAUCCCCCAAAGCAAAGCUUUUAUGCGAGUCAUAUAUUCUCAUUUUCUUAGGGAGGAAAGUUCACAGCAAUUUCUUUCUCUGACAUUCAUCCUCCAAAGUAAAGCUGAGUAUUGGAAGAAAAUAAUUGCUUGGCACGCUUGGCCGUCAGUCAUAUAAUAAAGAAGAGAGCUCUUGAAAAAAGUAUCGCAACCCCUCUGGGUAAUUCUGCAUUGACAAAUUAGCAAAGUGUUAAUAUAUGGCUGCUGCUUCUUCUUCCUCCUCCAUUCCUCAAUGGAAUUAUGAUGUCUUUUUGAGUUUUAAAGGUGAAGAUACUCGCAAAAACUUUGUAGACCAUCUCUAUAUGGCUUUGCGACAGAAAGGAAUUUACACGUUCAAAGAUGAUCAGAAACUCGAGAGAGGAAAAUCGAUUUCUCCGGAACUCCUCAAGGCUAUCAGCAAAUCGAGAAUUGCAGUCAUCGUUUUCUCGAAAAACUACACAUCCUCCUCAUGGUGCCUUGAUGAACUUGUAGAAAUCAUUAAAUGCAAGAACAUGAUGGGAUUGACAGUUUUCCCAGUGUUUUAUGAUGUGGAUCCCUCGCAAGUACGAAAACAAAAGCGAAGUUUUGCAGAAGCAUUUGGAGAGCAUGAAGAAACAUCUGGGAAGGACAACGAAAAGCUGAUCAGGUGGAGGGCAGCUUUGGUGGAGGCAGCAAACUUAAGCGGAUGGGAGUUAAAGAAUAUAGCAAAUGGGCAUGAGGCAGAGUUUAUCCAGAAAAUUGUUCAGGAAACUUUAAAAGUGUUGGGACACCUACCAUUAAAUGUUACCAAGUAUGAAGUGGGGAUAGAUUCUCGUGUGGAUGAAGUGGUCACUUUGCUCGACAACGACGGGUUAAAAGAUUUGCGGAUAGUGGGAAUUUGUGGAACUGGUGGAAUAGGUAAAACAACUAUUGCCAAAGUUGUUUUCAAUCAAAUUUUAGAUCAAUUUGAAAGUUGUCAUUUCCUUGGCAAUGUAAGAGAAGAAUCAAAAAGGCAUGGUCUGGUUUAUCUCCAACAACAACUGUUGAAAGGCGUUCUCAUGGGAGAAGAUUUAGAUAUAUGCCAUGUUGAUUACGGAAUCAAUGUGAUAAAGCAAAGACUCUGUCACAAAAAGAUUCUUGUAAUUCUUGAUGACGUGGAUGAUGUGAAGCAAUUAAAAUGUUUAGCUGGAGGAAAGGACUGGUUUGGCUUUGGAAGUAGGAUCAUCAUAACAACUAGAGAUGAACGUUUGGUGGUAGAGAAUAAAGUUGAUCAUGUAAUAUAUCGGGCUGAGCUGUUUAAUAAUGAUGAAGCUCUUCAACUUUUUAGUUGGCAUGCCUUUUCGAAGAACUAUCCGGAAGAGAAUUAUCUGGAACUCUCAUGUGCUGUAAUAAAUUACGCACAAGGCCUUCCACUAGCUCUUGAAGUCUUGGGUUCUUUUUUAUAUAACAGAAGCAGGGAAGAAUGGAAAUGUGAACUAAAUAAUUUGAAAAAAAUUCCAAAUAAUCAAAUUUAUGAUGUUCUCAAGAUUAGUUUUGAUGGCCUAAAUGAUACAGAGAGAGAUUUGUUCCUCGACAUCGCUUGUUUCUUCAAAGGGUAUGAUAAAGAUUAUGUAAUGAAUAUACUGAGUAGUAGUGAGUUUCACCCACGAAUUGCCGUUCUUAUUGAGCGGUCCUUGAUAACCAUCUCCAAUGGGAAUAAAUUGUGGAUGCAUGAUUUAAUAGAAGAAAUGGGUAAAGAAAUUGUUCGACAAGAAUAUCCCAAUGAUCCUGGCAAACGCAGUAGGUUGUGGUUUCCUGAAGAUAUUUAUAAAGUACUCGAAGAGAAUACGGGGACAGAAUCAAUUCAAGGCAUUAUGCUAGAAAGGCCUCACGAUGAUACAUUGGAGGAGUUACAUGUAAAUGCUGACGUCUUUAUGAAGUUGAAGAGUCUUAAAUUUCUCAAACUCAGUGGCAUACGUUCAUGUGGACGCAUUACAUAUCUUUCAAAUGAAUUACGCUAUUUUGAUUGGGACGGUUACUCGACAAGCUGUUUGCCAUCCAAUUUCCAUCCACGAAGUCUUGUUCAUCUUGGCCUUCCCCAUAGCCAAAUGAAACAAAUUAGUUUUCCCGUUAAGAUUCUAGAGAAGUUAAGGUUCCUUAAUCUCAGUCACUCUCCAUAUUUGAACAAAACUCCUGAUUUGUCCUGUUUGCCAUGCCUCGAGAAUUUAGAUCUUAGAGAAUGUACGAAUCUAGUUGAGAUUCAACUUUUUGGUGGAGUCCAUGAGAGGCUUGUUGAUGUGAAUCUUAAUGGAUGUAAAAAGUUGAGGGGUCUUCCAAGAAGCAUCAAGCUGAAAAAUUUGAAAAAAUUUAAUCUAUCAUUUUGUUCAAAACUCGAGAAGUUUCCAGACAUUGAGGGGAACAUGGGUUGUUUAGAACAUCUUAAUUUUUUUAGGAGUGCAAUAAAAGAGUUACCAUUGUCAAUGGAACAUCUUAAUGGACUUAGAUUUUUAUGUCUAAGGGACUGCAGAAAGCUUAAAAUUGUUCCAAGCAACAUUUUUUCUAGAAUGAAGGAUUUAAAAUCCCUUGAGAUGGGAGGAACUGCUUUGAAACAGUUACCGUCAUCCAUAGUAGACUUGAGUAACCUUAAAAUCCUUAAUCUCUCUGAUUUUCAAGGAACGUCAAGUUCAUUGUUUCCAUUUUCAUUAUUCAUGGGGAGGAGAGCAACUGUAAAUUCAAGUUAUCUGCAACUGGAACUGCUCUCCCGUUUGUGCACUUUAAAUGAUUUAGAUCUCAGGAAUUGCAAUUUAUCAGAGGAAUUUUUCCCCAACGAUAUUUCGGGCUUAUCUUCAUUGAGACGCUUAAUUCUAAAUGGAAACAAUUUCGCAAGCGUACCACCAAGCUUCGUUCAACUCACAAAGCUGGAAAGGCUUGGUUUGGGAAAUUGCAGAAGCCUCCGAACGUUGACGUCACUUCCAUCAUCUAUACGUUUUGUGGAUGCAGGUGGUUGCAUAUUAUUGGAAUGGUAUUGGUUCCCGCCAAGUGUAGGCAGUCCAGACAAUCGGGAAUUCAUAUUCACUGAGUGCCACAAAUUGGUUAUGUCAGAUAAAUCAUUACGAAGUCAACUUCAGGUAAUUGGUAAAAUGAUUCUUCCGGGAAGUGAUAUUCCGCAUUGGUUCAGCCAUAAGAGUGAGGGUGAGAUCACUUCAGUGUGUUUGCAGGUUAAUGAUCAUAAUCUACCUUCUUACAAUGACAUCAAAGGAAUUGUCGUCGGUGCUGCUUUGGAAUGUGAUGGAACUUCUUUCGAUGGUAUUGACUUGAAUAUCAAAGUCGAUGGUUAUUCCAUAAUAACCACAUCGUUUGAAAAUUUCUAUACAUCAACCGAUAUUGGUUCAGAUCAUAUCAUUUUGAUUCAGACAACCGAAUAUUUUGAUGAGGAGGAAGGGGUUUCUAUACCAAUUAAAAAUUUGAUGAAGACGAAACCAAAUCUCAGCCCCAAUAAUAUUUGUCAAGAUCAAGAUGGCUGUUAUAUUGAGGCUUCAAUUAUAUUGACUUCAGAAAGUGUGAAGGUCAGGAAAUUGGGUAUCCAUCUAGUAAUGGAGGAGCAAGCUGAUACGUCAUAUAAAAAUUCUGUUUCAUCUAUUGAAUUUCCUGAGUCUAAACCAGCAAAAAUUCGACACUCUUUACAAGAUUGAUAUUGAUAGCCCCCACGCCAACCCACAACCAGUGUCUGAAUUCUCUGUCAAACUGGGACUUUCUGCCUUCCUCCCCAUUUGCAUGGGAAUCCGAACUGGUUGAAUUUCUGCUGAAGCAAGAAACUUUUUGAAUGAUCUGUGAAAAAAAGAAAAAGAAAAUUGUUAGAAUGUGAUUUAUUUGCUCUGCUUUCUUUGUUGAUAUUGUGUAUUUUCAUAUGCUGAUUGUUUAAAUAUACAUUUUCAUAUUUUUUAGGGGCU